Molecule: messenger RNA, 2022 nt
Organism: Juglans microcarpa x Juglans regia
Lineage: Eukaryota; Viridiplantae; Streptophyta; Magnoliopsida; Fagales; Juglandaceae
Product: transcriptional adapter ADA2-like
Exons: 14
Coding region: 230-1939 (569 amino acids)
Biological process (GO): chromatin remodeling; regulation of transcription by RNA polymerase II
Cellular component (GO): nucleus
Molecular function (GO): protein binding; chromatin binding; zinc ion binding
Source: RefSeq, a predicted model, not a curated record
UUCUCUAUACGAAAACAAACCGCGGAACGUGGAUUCAGCCACGCUCGGAACGAAGAGUAGCUUCUUCCUUCCGUCACCGCACCCUUCACUCACAUACCAACACUAACUCACCGCCCCCGGCAAGCGCAUAAAAAAUACGGCGACUAGUUUCCGGCGAGCUCAGCUGACAAAUAGGAGCUAGGCCCCUCUAGGCAAGGCGCCCUUAAAAGAAUUAAGGUGAAUCGAAGCGAUGGGUCGGUCUCGGGCGGUGUUGCAUCCUGCGGAGGAUGAUCCAAAUCAAAGGUCCAAGAGGAAGAGGACUGUUUCCAAUGUAGAAACUAUGGGGAUUACUCCUUCAGUUGAAGGAAUUUCUGAAGGGAAAGUGGCUUUGUACCACUGUAAUUAUUGCAACAAAGAUAUUUCGGGGAGGAUUCGAAUGAAGUGCGUCAUGUGCCCAGAUUUUGACCUUUGUGUAGAAUGUUUUUCUGUUGGAGCUGAAGUUACACCGCACAAGAGCAAUCAUCCUUAUAGGGUUAUGGACAAUCUCUCUUUCCCACUUAUAUGUCCAGACUGGAAUACAGAUGAAGAGAUAUUACUUUUGGAGGGCAUUGAAAUGUAUGGAUUUGGUAACUGGACUGAAGUUGCUGAACAUGUUGGAACAAAAACCAAAUCACAAUGUAUUGACCACUAUAAUGGCGUAUACAUGAACUCUCCAUGCUUUCCUCUCCCUGACAUGUCGCAUGUUAUGGGUAAGAGUCGGGCGGAGCUCCUUGCUAUGGCCAAAGGGCCCGGUGAAGUGAAAAAAGAAAUUCCUAAGAUUGGGGAGCUUACGCUGAAAGAAGAGUCUCCAUUCUCAGGAAGACUCAGUUGUGAUGAAUCCAAAAAAGGUCUGGCUUGGCAUUCCUCAUCUAGCUUAACAUCAGGAACAGGCACAGGUCUGGAUUCAAGCAGUGGUAACACUUUCUCAGGUGUUAUAAAGAAGGCCUCCAAUAAAGUUCAGACUAAGGAUGGGACUAGCACAGAAGAAUUUCAGGCAGACAGGAGCAUUGGAGAGAAAAAGCCUAGGGUUCUGGGGGAUGAGGAACCUUCUAUGACAGAAUUGAGUGGCUAUAACUUCAAGAGGCAGGAGUUUGAGAUUGAAUAUGAUAAUGAUGCAGAGCAGGUACUGGCAGAUAUGGAAUUCAGGGAUACUGAUGGUGAUGCUGAGCACGAAUUGAAAUUACGAGUUCUGCGUAUCUACUCGAAAAGGCUUGAUGAGAGAAAGCGCAGGAAAGAUUUCAUACUGGAAAGAAAUUUACUUUACCCUGACCCUUUCGAGAAAAGCCUCUCACCUGAAGAGAGGGAGAUAUGCCGACGUUACAGGGUCUUCAUGCGAUUCCACUCAAAAGAAGAGCAUGAUGAGUUGCUUAAGAAUAUUAUUGAGGAACAGCGUAUAGUCAAAAGAAUACAAGAUCUUCAGAAAGCUCGAGCUGCAGGCUGUCGAACAGCUGCCGAGGCAAAUAAGUUUCUUGAACAGAAGAGGAAUACGGGAGUUGAAGAAAGUGAGCAGGGAGUUAAUGAAAGUGCUCAAGGUGCAGGUGGUAAAGUCUUGCAAAGACAAAAUCAUCUCAAAGUUGAAUUUGAUGCCAGUCCUCAAGGAGUUCCUAAGGAGUCCCCUCUUCUACAUCCCAGUGGCAAGGAUACGUCUUCUGCAAUGCAAGCUACUUCAAACUCUCUUCAAGAGUGGGACAUCACUGGAUUUGUAGGAGCGGAUUUACUCUCUGAAACUGAGAAACGGCUUUGUGGUGAGAUCAGAAUACUACCUUCACAUUAUCUCAACAUGCUGCAGAUCAUCUCACUAGAAAUUAUGAAGGGCAAUGUCACCAAGAAGUCUGAUGCCCAUAGCUUGUUCAAGGUAGAACCGAGCAAAGUUGAUGUAGUGUAUGAUAUGCUUGUGCAAAAGGGGAUUGCUCAAGCAUGAUGACAUACCCCAUUGUCGUCUUCUGAAUAGUAACUUGUACAGUUUUUCCUUUCUAAUCAAGAAGUAUACCGCUAGUGAUAUAA